AUGCUAAAGCGCAAAGCGGUCAGACGUUGUUCUGCACAUUAUUAUGUGACUGCUGAAGAUCAUGUGGAAAACGAAGUAAAACACGAAAAGCUUUUAACAGAAACUUCUCGAUUGUCAUCUUCAUGGGCUGGUCUGAGUGUCUCAUGUAGUGAAUCUAGCGAUAGAGACUGUUCAUCGUCUUCUACAUCUGUGAACAGCAGCCCUAAUCAUCGUCCAAGUUCUUUCAGUGGACCUCUGGUGAUUUCCGUCACUUGUUCUUACCCUAUCUGUCCCGGGGUUAACAACUGUGGUUCUUCUGUUGCCACUGGUUCUGGUAAGGGUAUGCCUUCAAGUCCUCCUCAUUUUUCUCGAUCAUCUUCUUGCUAUCCGUCACCCGUUGCAUCACCUGUCUCUUCACGCGUUCAGUGUUAUUCACCUUCUUUACCAACCUCAACCGUUUCUCCCAAUCCCCGUCGUUUUAGCAAUACCGGUGGUGCAAGUCCUUUGCUUGUUUCAGCUGCGCUUGGACGCAAACGAGGAUAUUUGUCUUGUGUGUCUGGGGGUGCAGGUUCCAGUGAUGAUGCUAGUCGUGAGGGAUCACCAGAAUCUUCGUGUUGUCAUAGAAAUAACAAAUCUUCAUGUCAAAAUGAUGUUCGGAUGUGUAGCAAUGGAACAAAUCCAUAUUCUGAAUUUCCCUAUUUCCGUUGGCCACCAAGUUUACCUGUAGUAUCAAGUCCUUCUAGCCCAUCGUGCCAACUUUUUUCUGUAACUACAAACUCCAGUAGCCCAUCUUCAAUUCCACCUUCUCCUCAUGUCCUGCCCUCAUCUCCUGUAUCUUCUGUUUCUCAUUCUUCAGUACCACCAGGUGUUGUUGAAUGUACACGCUCUCCAAACGACCCUAAUGUCUCUAAUGCAUUAAGUACAAAUGAGAUUACGGAUUCCAUGAUGGACUUAGAUGUUAAAAAGUGUUCUACUACGAAUGAGUCACAUGGAUAG
Messenger RNA from Schistosoma rodhaini, 975 nucleotides. Lineage: Eukaryota; Metazoa; Platyhelminthes; Trematoda; Strigeidida; Schistosomatidae. The record is from the annotation of a GenBank genome assembly.